Molecule: messenger RNA, 345 nt
Organism: Rotaria sp. Silwood2
Lineage: Eukaryota; Metazoa; Rotifera; Eurotatoria; Philodinida; Philodinidae
Source: the annotation of a GenBank genome assembly
AUGAUUUUUGCUACAUGUUGUUGUGGUCAUUUAGUACAUGAAAAUUGUGAUAUGAUUGAAAAAAAUCAAUUUCCUUCGGUUCCAGAACGACAAACGCCAUCAUUAACAAGUAAUAAUAAUAAUAAUGCUGGUACGAAAAUGAAUCCUAUUGUUACACCGAUAAUCGGUGAUACAAAUAAUGUUAAUUACCAUCCUAUUUUGUCAGAUACACAAUCAGCACCAACGCCAACCACUUGGUCAAUACAAGAAGAUUCAUCGACUAGUAAUACAACGGGUACAAUACGAAUGCAAAACAACACAAAAAGAUUUGAAGUUAAUUGUUUUGAAAGCACGACUAACGAGUGA